Lethenteron reissneri (Far Eastern brook lamprey) is the source of this 11466-nucleotide messenger RNA. Its product is annotated as ATP-binding cassette sub-family A member 2-like. The record is from RefSeq and is a predicted model, not a curated record. Gene Ontology annotation, molecular function: ATP hydrolysis activity; ABC-type transporter activity; ATP binding. NCBI's taxonomy places the organism in Eukaryota, Metazoa, Chordata, Hyperoartia, Petromyzontiformes, Petromyzontidae. Gene Ontology annotation, cellular component: intracellular membrane-bounded organelle; membrane. Gene Ontology annotation, biological process: transmembrane transport; lipid transport.
GCCGCGGCGGGGAGGAGGAGGCAGAGGAGACGCCGCUGCCGCUACCACCACCACGAACACCACCAGCAGCAGUAGCAGCAGCGACAACCAUGGGCUUCGCUCAUCAGCUCGGGCUGUUGCUGUGGAAGAAUGUCACCCUCAAACGGCGCGGACCGUGGGUGCUGGCUUGCGAGGUCUUCAUACCGCUGGCACUCUUCUUCGUUCUGCUCGGACUUCGGCAGAAGAAGCCGACCAUCUCCGUCAACGAAGCUUACUACUCAGCCUCGCCCUUAACCUCGGCGGGGAUCGUGCACAUCAUGCAGUCCAUCUGCCCCGACGGACAGAGGGAUGCGUUCGGCUUCCUGGAGUACCGCAACUCCAUGGUGACUCAGCUGCUGGAGCGGCUGGGCGAGGUGACGGCCGACACGGACUUGCUCUCCCCUGAGCGCGCCGGCCUGGACGUGGAGCUCGGGGCGCUGAGGCGACACGCGGCAGAGCUGGGGGGGCAGCCCGGCCCCUUGGAGCGCAGCCUCAACGCGGCCCACAACCUGACGCUCUCCACGCUGCUGAGAGACCCAGAGAGUUUCCGUGACUUCCUGAGUCGGAACCUCUCGCUGAGCGAUGGGGCGGCCGCCGCUCUGCUGGACUCGCCCAUCGACACGCGAGAGCUGUACCGCCUCUUCCUGGGCUCUUACCCUCUGGUGCCCAAGGACGCAUGGGACAAGGAAGAAGGCGACUCCAACAGCAUCCCGGCCUUCCAGGAGCAGCUGGUGUCCAAGUGGAGGAACCUGCAGAGGGGGCUUCUGCAGCAGGCGCUGCAGGACCCGGCGCUGGCUUCGCAGAGACCGGCGCUGCUGUCCGCCCUCGCACAGGCGCUGGGGCUCGCCAAUGCCAGCAGCAGUAAAGGCGGCGGCAGCAACAGCAGCAAUCGGCCAGGGGGGGAGGACGGCGGCGAUGGCGACGGCAGCGGCGCCUCGCUCGUGCGUGCUCUGCAGAACGUGCUGCUCACCCCAACGCAGCUCUUCCGCCUCGCCUGCGCCACCGACAAAGGCGAACCGCCACGGCCGCUUCUGCUGCGGCCGUCUGGCGCCGCGGCCCAGGGUGGCCUGCGCGAGGUUCGGUCCCGCCUGUGCCCGGCGGGGGCGGAGACGCAGGCGGCCGACGGCGCGGCCGGCGCUCCUCCGUGGCGGAACGACGGCGGCGGCGCCGGCGGCGAGGCGUUGGCGGCGUUCUCGAGCCUGGCGCUGGAGCUGAGGCAGCAGGUGGAGCCGGCGAAGGUGGUGCAACAGCUGGACCUCGAGCGCAUGAACGCCAGCGGCACGCGGCAGCGCCUGCAGGAGCUGCUGGAGGACGUGGGGCGGCUGCACAAGCUGCUGCGGGACAUCCAUCUGCUGUCGGGGCUGGCUCGCCUCCUCCCCAAGGGCGCCUGCGCCACCAGGCGGGGGACCGGCGCCACCUCCUCCCCGCAGGAGCCCGACGGCCACGGAGCCGGCAACGUAACCACCUUCGGCACGGGGAACGCGACAUCGACGGCGGCGCCGCCGAACGGCACGGAGGGAGCGCCGCACGAGGAUGCGGUGGCAGACGACGACGAUGACGACGAGGACGCGGCGGAUGACGGCGGCGGCAAGAACCACUUCUCGGGAUUCGUGCGGCUCUGGGCCGGGCUGCAACCCAUCCUGUGUGGGAACAAGCGAGAGAUCAACCCGGAAGCGCUGAAGCAGGGGAACAUGAGCUCCCUGGGCUUCACAAGCAAGGAGCAGCGCAACCUGGGCUUGCUUGUGCACCUCAUGACGAGCAACCCCAAGGUUCUCUAUGCGCCCGCCGGAUCGCAGGCCGACCAGGUCAUCCAAAAGGCGAACGAGACGUUUGCGUUCCUGGGGAACGUGACGCGCUACGCCCAGUUGUGGCUCAACGCCUCGCAGAAGAUCCGCGCGGUGCUGCAAGGGGGCCAGCUCCACGACCACAUGGGCUGGGGGCGCCAGCUGGUGGAGGAGCUGUCGCGUCACCCGGAGCUGCUGAACCUGUCGGGCGGCCACCUCCGCCAGGGCCUCCUGGAUGGCGCCGCGCAGCCCCUGCCCAACGCCUCCGUCGUGCUCAGGCAGCUGGACGUCAUCGACAACGCAGCCUGCGGGUGGGCCCGCUUCAUGUCCAAGGUGAGCGUCGAUGUUUUCCGCGGGUUCCCCACGGAGGACGCCAUCGUGAACUACACGCUCAACCGCGCCUACCACGAGAACGUCACCGUCUUCGCCAGCGUCAUUUUCCAGACGGACCGGCACGGCGCUCUGCCGCCGCAUGUCAUCUACAAGAUCCGGCAAAACUCGAGCUUCACGGAGAAGACCAACGAGAUCCGGCGCGCCUACUGGAGGCCCGGACCCAACUCUGGUGGGCAGUACUACUUCUUCUAUGGCUUCGUGUGGAUCCAAGACAUGAUCGAGCGAGCGAUCAUCAACACGUUCGUUGGGCACGACGUGGUGGAGCCCGGCAACUACGUGCAGCUCUUCCCAUACCCCUGCUACACACGUGACGACUUCCUGUUCGUCAUCGAGCACAUGAUGCCGCUGUGCAUGGUCAUCUCCUGGGUCUACUCCGUGGCAAUGAUGAUCCAGCACAUCGUGGCCGAGAAGGAGCAUCGUCUGAAAGAGGUGAUGAAGAUGAUGGGUCUGAGUAACGCGGUGCACUGGGUGGCGUGGUUCAUCACGGGCUUCCUGCAGCUCUCCAUCACCGUGGCAGUGCUCACCGUCAUCCUCAAGUACGGCCAGGUGCUCAUGCACAGCGACAUCUUCAUCAUCUGGCUCUUCCUCACCAUCUACGCCCUGGCCACCGUCAUGUUCUGCUUCCUGGUGAGUGUGCUCUACUCGAAGGCGCGCAUGGCAGCGGCGUGCGGGGGCAUCAUGUACUUCCUGAGCUACGUGCCGUACAUGUACGUCGCCAUCCGUGAGGAGGUGGCGCACGACAAGAUCACGGCCUUCGAGAAGUGCAUCGCCUCACUCAUGUCCACCACGGCGUUUGGCCUGGGAGCGAAGUACUUUGCGCUGUACGAGGUGGCCGGCGUGGGCAUCCAGUGGCACACCUUUCGCCAGUCGCCCGUUGAGGGAGACGACUUCAACCUCUCGCUCGCCCUGCUCAUGCUGCUGCUGGACAGCGUGGUGUACGGCGUGCUCACCUGGUACAUCGAGGCCGUGCACCCAGGCACGUACGGGCUGCCCCGGCCCUGGUACUUCCCCCUGCAGCGUUCCUACUGGCUGGGCAGCGGCCGCGCCGACGCCUGGGAGUGGAGCGGCUGGCCGUGGGGACGCGGCGGCGGCGGCGCCGGUGGAGCCGCGGGGCUCAGCAUCACCGAGGACGACCAGGCGUGCGCCAUGGAGAACCGCCACCGCGACGAGGCGCGUGGGAUGGAGAAGGAGCCCACGCACCUGCCCCUCGUGGUGUGCAUCGAGCGCCUCACCAAGGUCUACAAGACGGGGAAGAAGCUGGCGCUCAACAACCUGUCGCUCAACCUCUACGAGAACCAGAUCGUCUCCUUCUUGGGCCACAACGGCGCCGGCAAGACCACCACCAUGUCCAUCCUGACGGGGCUCUUUCCGCCCACGUCGGGCUCGGCGCGGAUCUACGGCCACGACAUCCGCUCGGAGAUGGACGCCAUCCGCAAGAGCCUGGGCAUGUGCCCCCAGCACAACGUGCUGUUCGACCAGCUCACCGUGGAGGAGCACCUGUGGUUCUACUCGCGCCUCAAGGGCAUGCAGGCCCACGACAUCCGCAUCGAGACCGACAAGAUGAUCGAGGACCUGGAGCUGAGCAACAAGCGGCACAGCAAGGCGUUGUCGCUGUCGGGAGGGAUGAAGCGCAAGCUGUCGGUCGCCAUCGCCUUCGUGGGCGGCUCGCGCGCCGUCAUCCUGGACGAGCCCACGGCCGGCGUGGACCCGUACGCACGCCGCGCCAUCUGGGACCUCAUCCUCAAGUACAAGCAGGGCCGCACGAUCCUGCUGUCCACGCACCACAUGGACGAGGCGGAUCUGCUGGGGGACCGCAUCGCCAUCAUCUCCCACGGGCGGCUCAAGUGCUUCGGUUCGCCGCUCUUCCUCAAGAGCACCUUCGGCGACGGGUACCACCUCACGCUCGUCAAGCAGCAGAGCGGCGCGGAGCCGCAAGGCUGCGCCGCCGACGUCACCGCAGCCACCUCGUCGGCCUCUUCGUCCUCCUCCACGUCGUCGUCGUCGCGCGGGAAGGGCGGCGGAAGCUCCCCGGGGGCGGGGGGUGCCGGUGGUGGUGGCGGCGGGGGCGAGAGCCCAUGCCGGGAGCCGCGGGUGACGCGCUUCAUCUGCCGCGUGGUUCCCGCCGCGACCCUGCUGUCCGACUCGAGCACCGAGCUGUCGUACGUGCUGCCCGCCGAUGCCGUGCGCAAGGGCUGCUUCCAGAAGCUUUUCCAGGCCCUGGAGGAGAAUUUGAUUGACUUGGAACUGAGCAGCUUUGGUCUGAGCGACACCACGCUGGAGGAGGUGUUCCUGAAGGUGUCGGAAGAGGACUUAUCCCAGGAGGCGAUGGAUGAAGAGGACGCGAGGAGCGGCGGCGACGACUCCGCCUCCGCCACCGCCGCCGGCAAGACCGGCGCUCGCUCCGCACGCUCGCCGGGCCGCGGCGCCCGCGGAGCUCGUCCCGCGGCGGGGAUCGACGAGGAGGACGAGGAGGAGGAGGAGGACGACCAGGACGUGGGCUCGGCGGGAGGGACGAGCGGCACGUCGCCCGGGUCGUCGUCGUCGGUGGGCUCGGUGCGCGGGGACGAGUUUAGCGCGUACACCGUGUCCGGCGAGUACGGCCCGCUGCUCGCCCGCGCCGGACAUGACGACGCCGACACCGCCAGCCUGCGCGAGCCGGAGCCGCGUGCCACGCCAUCCCCGGAGCUCGACGGCCAGGGCAGCUACUCGCUGGACGAGUCGUGGCUGCGCCUGCGGCAGUUCCACGGCCUGCUGGUCAAGCGGCUGCACCACGCCAAGCGCAACACCAAGGGGCUCUUCUCCCAGAUCCUGCUGCCCGCCUUCUUCGUUUGCGUCGCCAUGACGGUGGCGCUUUCCGUGCCCGAGAUCAGCGACCUCCCCCCGCUGGUGCUGACGCCGUCGCAGUACCACAACUAUACGCAGCCACGGGGCAACUUUGUGCCCUUCGCCAACGAGGAGCGCAAGGAGUACCGCCUGGCUCGCUCCCCCGACGCCCGCCCCCAGCAGCUGGUGUCCACCUUCCGCCUGCCCUCGGGACUGGGCGCCACGUGCGUCCUCAAAAGCCCCGCCGGCCCCGCGGCGCCGGCGGCGACGGCGGCGUCCGGCGCCAACGGCAGCAGCGCGGAGGCGGCGGAAGCGGCGGCGGUUCAGACGGCGAACCUGAGCGAGGCGGCGCGCUCGCUGGCGGCGCGCCGCUUCGAGUCCAUGUGCCUCGACUCGUUCACGCAGGGCGUGCCGCUCUCCAACUUCGUGCCGCUGCCGGUGGCCGAGCCCAGCGCCGGUCCGUCGCUUCCUCCGUCGCCGCCGGCGCCGUUUGGCGGGACCGCCACGGUCGCGGCUCCCGCGGCAACCGCGGCGGUGACCGAUCGGGGGGAAGGAACGAGCGGCGUUGGACCUACCGGCACUACCGGCACCUCCUCUUCCUCGUCCGGCUCUGCGGUGCACGAGGCGGUGCGCUGCGUGUGCGCCCCGCACGGGACCGGCUUCUACUGCCCGACCGGCGCGGGCGGACACCCGCCCAGCACCACCGUGGUGACGGGAGACAUCCUGCAGGACGUGAGCGGGCGCAACGUGUCCGAGUACCUGCUGUUCACCUCCAACCAGUACCGCUUGCACAGGUAUGGCGCCAUUACCUUUGGAAACAUCCGCAAGUCCAUCCCACACUCCUUCGUCAACAAGGCCCCCGCCUCGAUCCGCAAGAUUGCCGUGCGACGGGCAGCACAGGUCUACUACAACCACAAGGGCUACCACAGCAUGCCCACCUACUUGAACGUCAUCAACAACGCCAUCCUGCGCGCCAACCUGCCCAAGAGCAAGGGAAACCCUGCCGCUUACGGAAUAACGCUCAUCAACCACCCCAUGAACAAGACCAGCGCGAGCCUCUCCCUUGACUACCUGCUGCAGGGCACGGACGUGGUGAUCGCCAUCUUCAUCAUCGUGGCCAUGUCGUUCGUGCCGGCCAGCUUCGUGGUCUUCCUGGUAGCUGAGAAGUCCACGAAGGCCAAGCACCUGCAGUUCGUCAGCGGCUGCGACCCGGUCAUCUACUGGCUUGCCAACUACGUGUGGGACAUGCUGAACUACCUGGUGCCCGCCACGUUCUGCAUCAUCAUCCUGUUUGUGUUCGAUCUGCCGGCCUACACCUCGCCCACCAACUUCCCAGCCGUGCUCGCCCUCUUCCUGCUCUACGGCUGGUCCAUCACCCCCAUCAUGUACCCGGCGUCGUUCUGGUUCGACGUUCCCAGCACGGCCUACGUCUUCCUCAUCGUCAUCAACCUCUUCAUCGGCAUCACGGCCACCGUCGCCACCUUCAUGCUGCAGCUCUUCGAGCAUGACAAGGACCUGAAGGCCGUGAACGAAUACCUCAAGACCAUCUUCCUCAUCUUCCCCAACUACAACCUGGGCCACGGACUCAUGGACCUGGCCUACAACGAGUACAUCAACGAGUACUACAUCAAGAUCGGUCAGGCCGACAAGGCCAAGUCCCCCUUCAAGUGGGACAUCAUCACCCGCAGCCUCGUCGCCAUGGCGGUGGAGGGAGUCGUGGGCUUCUUCAUCACCGUCAUGUGCCAGUACAACUUCCUGCGCAAGCCCAGGCGCGUGCCUGUGAGCAGCCAGCCCGUGGAGCGGGAGGACGUGGACGUCUCCGCGGAGAGGAGGCGCGUGCUGAGGGGCGACGCCGACUGCGACGUCCUCAAGGUGGACAACCUCACCAAGGUGUACCACUCGCGCAAGAUGGGCCGCAUCCUGGCCGUGGACCGGUUGUGCGUGGGCGUGCGGCCCGGCGAGUGCUUCGGCCUCCUGGGAGUGAACGGCGCCGGCAAAACGACCACGUUCAAGAUGCUGACGGGAGACGCCAGCGUCACGGGGGGGGAAGCCUUCCUCAACGGCCACAGCGUGCUGCGCGACCAGCACAAGGUGCAGCAGACCAUCGGCUACUGCCCGCAGUUCGACGCGCUCUUCGACGAGCUGACUGCGCGCGAGCACCUGGAGCUGUACACACGCCUGCGCGGCAUCCCCUGGAGGGACGAGAAGAGGGUAGUGAACUGGGCCCUGCAGAAGCUGGGCUUGACGAGCUACGCGGACAAACCGGCCGGCACCUACAGCGGCGGCAAUAAGCGCAAGCUGUCUACCGCCAUCGCGCUCAUCGGAUACCCGCCCCUCAUCUUCCUGGAUGAGCCGACGACGGGCAUGGACCCGAAGGCGCGGCGCUUCCUGUGGAACCUCAUCCUGGACAUCAUCAAGACGGGCCGCUCCGUGGUGCUCACCUCCCACAGCAUGGAGGAGUGCGAGGCCCUCUGCACCAGGCUGGCCAUCAUGGUGAACGGUCACUUCAAGUGUCUGGGCAGUAUCCAGCACCUGAAGAACAGGUUUGGCGACGGCUACAUGAUCACGAUCCGCACGCGCUCCACGCUGCACGUCAAGGAGGUGCUGCGAUUCUUCAGCCGCAGCUUCCCCGACGCCGUGCUCAAGGAGAGGCACCACACCAAGGUGCAGUACCAGCUCAAGUCGGAGACCCUGUCGCUCGCCGCGGUCUUCACCAAGAUGGAGCAGGUGCUGGACGUGCUGGGCGUGGAGGACUACUCCGUCAGCCAGACCACGCUCGACAACGUGUUCGUGAACUUCGCCAAGAAGCAGAGCGACAAUCUCGAGCAGCAGGAGAGCGGCUCGGGCCCCGUCGCGCCGGGCCGCGGCGCCGCAGGCUGCCUACCCUGCUGCCCCCCGUGCUGCCCCCCCUGCUGCCCCCCGUGCUGCCCACCGUUGUCGCCGGCCUGCCCGCCGCCGGCGCCGGCCUGGCUGUGCCGCGGCACCGCCCGCUCGGCGGAGCUGCAGGCGCUCAUCCGGGAAGCGCCACGGCGGCAGCGGCGCGGCGAUGACGACGAGGAGGAGGAGGAGGAGAGGGCCGGGCCGUGCGCCGGCGAUGACGAGCAGCUGGUCAGCGGCGACGAGGACGGCCUCGUGAGCUUCGAGGAGGACAGGGCUCAACUCGCGUUCAACACGGACACCAUCUGCUGAGGCCGACAGCCUCCGCACCUCCCUCGCUGCCCUCCCUCACCCGUCCCUUCCCCUCCCCCGGCGGUGCGGAGUCGGCGGGGGAGGAGGGGGGGUGGGCUCGCGAGCGCCGGCACGUCGAAGGCGCUAGUGCCUGGAAUCUCGCGCCACGCCGCCGGUGGAAAGGCGCUCCUUUCCUCGCCCCUCGACUGCCGGAGGAGGAGGAGGAGGGGAGCGCUCGGGAGCCGAACCCCCCCCCCCCCCCACUUCCCCGGCUCGCCAGGAGAAUGGUGGUAACGGCAGAAUGUGGCUGAAUCUCCAUGUGUCCCAUCUCUAACGGGUGUGUUCCCCCACCCCUCGCACGCACGGGGUCUGUGUGGGUUCUUUUGUCCGACCGCUCCCAUCUCCUCCCACGUGUAUAAACUCUCAUUAAACCACCUUCGUGCAUAGAGGACGGCAGAGCCUUGGCAAUCGUCGGUAGUGCCGGCUCGGCGCCGCGGCCGCUUUCCGCCUUUCCCGCUCCUCAUCUGCGUUGACUCCUCCCGGCCGGCAUGCAGGCGGUACCCACGCUUUACCCCACCGUGCACGACCUGCCGCUCGACUAUCCGCGAAGCCUCCGCUGGGUGGUCCGAGGUAGUUGGGAGGGCACGGGGCGGGGGGGUCGGGGUUUAAGGAAUGUGCGCCGUUGUUGUCUGCCGCUGGCGCUUGGGGGAUUGUAUCGAAGCGGGUCGCCUCUGAAAUGCCGACUUCCUGCGUUGACCGGUACCCGUCCGUGUAUCCAGGCGAGCGGUCACUGGGGUGUUGGGUGUGUCCAGUGCCCGCAACGCGUGCAGGCAGGGCUGAGAGAUGACCCCAACGCGUUCUUGUGGUGGGUGGCAGCGCUGUUCAAUUCUUUGCACGCAUUUGGUGGGAUAGGCUCGCACGUGUGCCGUGAGCCGUGAGCUUGCAAGGCGCUGCGCGUGGUGCAUGCCGUUCGACCGGCCGUGUCCCCGACCCAGAGUAAUGCAGCGUGUCCUCAAUACCGGAGUAAUUUAGUGGGGCGGGUGGAGGUGGGUUGCCCUCUGUAUAUCAAUUUUUGUUCCCCUACAAACUCCCAUUAUUUUCAUGAACACCAAAUUCUGCCUCAUUUUACAGCUCGUACUGUUCUUUACAUUGCUCUGAAUGUAUACCGUAAAAGCAAUCGCUGUGUGUGUAUAUAUAUGUGCGUGUGUGACACGUAGCACACCUUAAAAAUGCGGCGCUCGAAACCCACUGGGAAAAACCCGCGCCAAUUCUGGACCGUCCGCAGCCAACGCCAAAGCGUCCGCGAGGGAGCUUGGGGCCCUGUCGGCGCGCGGGGGCCAUCCCCACCGGCACCCGGGGGGCUAUCCCCGCCGGCGCCCAAAGGCCACCGGCACCUCGGGGCCGCGCUCCCCCCAGCGCAGCGGCGUGUGGAGGGGACGCGGCCCUUAAUGACGAGGGCCAAGCGGCGCUCUGCUGCGCGCCCGUUGCGUUUGUGGGCUUCGGGGCUUUGCGCCUUCUACGCUUGGUUGCUGCAGAGACACCCCGCAGUGUGCGGGGGACGCCGUGGUUUAGCCGGGCGGCGGCAGGGGGGGUGGCGGCGGCGGUGGCCGUUAGGCCGCAAGCGGCGUGCGCCGCACUGUCUGAUCUAGAGAUGUGGAGGCAGCGGCAGCGGUGGGGGGCGGGGGCUGGUGGUGGAUCACCGCGCACAGGUGGCUGUGUGAAACUCCCUUCCCCUUGGGCGUCAAGCAGGAGUCGUCACUUGGCUCUGCCUGGAGAUGGCGGUUCAGCAACGAUGUGCGCUCAACCCCGUUCUGUCUGCAUGGGGUCGAGUGUUUACCCCUUCACACGCGCGGGUCUUUUUUCCGGGUGCUCUGGUUUCCUCCCACGCGUAUAAACACUCCAUCAAUUGGCCGAUAACACCGCAUACAGAAGGCCGCAGAGCUUGGGCGAUUGUUGGCGCCGGCUUGUUGUGCGUCUGCUGCCUUGUCUGUGGUUCGGCCUCGCACCUCCGAGUCGUCCUCUCGACGAGAGCGAGCGGAUGCCGUGUGGCGGUGGCGCAUUGCUACAACCUGACGUCAUUAUGGCUGCGGUUUAUCCACUCCCGUCUUGUCCGAGGGCACGCGGUAUCCCGCUGCUAACAUACAGGGCCCACCCUGACCCUGAGUGAACCCCCAGUAUGUUGAGAGGCAGGCGUGUUCUCUUGAGAGGGCCGAGCCCAUCCUGGGAUGCCGAGUGUUCGCAGCCGAUGGGCUGGCCGUGUAUCCGGGAAUCCAGGUCGCCGUGACCGAGCACACGGAAUGACUCUGUGAACGGAUGAUGACGUGAAAUGACUUGCAUGGCUUUGCGCUCUGCUGCACAUUGCGUGGAAUGCAAGCAAAGGUGGCGGGGACCGUUUGGUGGAGCCCUUCAUGUAAUGGGACGGUGGCGCUGUACGUGUGGCCUGUGAUUAAUAGGGCACAAGGUAGGGUCACGCGGCAUGGGUGAGAGGUCACAAGGUGGAGUCACGUGGCAUGGGUGACGUCAUGCGGCAUGGGUGAGGUCACAAGGUGGAGGUCACGCGGCAUGGGUGACGUCACUGUUGGCACGAAGACGCUGCACGUUGUGGUAGGCGAUGCGUACAACCCCUUGUGCAUUUGUUAAAAGAAUUACUCUGAGUCGUGAGUUCAAGAAUCGAUCGUCUCCGUGCAGCAUGGCGUACAGCAAGCGGUUGAUGGUGGAGUAACGGCUUGUGUCAGGCCUGCUAACUCAACAACAACAACUCACUCCACAAUACGAUAGGCCUCGACAGCCGUCCUUGCUGGGGGGGGAGGUCGGGGGGGGAGCAUGUCGAGGUGAAUCGUGUGACUAGCCGCGUGACUAGCCGCGUGGCGGUGCUGCACGUGGCUGCAGCUGUAAUCCAGCACGGCGGAGUGCGGCGGCAGCAGCAGCGAGGGUUGACGGCUCGAGGCCACGUGCACGUGGCCUCGAGCCGCCACCUCUGCCCCGACACUGAGGAGUCGUUCUCCAGCUCUCUCGACGUACGAGCAACGGGUGGGCACGGGGACCGAUCCUUGCGCUCGCCACCGCGCCUCUGGCAGUGUGUGGGGGGGGGGGGGGAAUCACUCUAGCGGCUCUGCUGCAGCCUUGCAGCUGCCGUGCUGCAAGGCUGCGCCUGCCGUGCUGCAAGGCUGCGGCUGCCGUGCUGCAGCCGCAUGCUGCAGGCUGCAAGGCUGCGCCUGCCGCGCUGCAAGGCUGCGGCUGCCGCGCUGCAAGGCUGCAGCUGCCGUGCUGCAGCCGCAUG